Messenger RNA from Medioppia subpectinata, 1167 nucleotides. The record is from the annotation of a GenBank genome assembly. NCBI's taxonomy places the organism in Eukaryota, Metazoa, Arthropoda, Arachnida, Sarcoptiformes, Oppiidae.
AUGUUUGGCAAUGGUUUGACAGGAGUUGUGUUGAGCGCUGGGAAGGGCUCACGAAUGGCUGAACUGACCGCCAAUUGGCCCAAAGGUCUGCUUCCCGUCGCCAACAAACCACUCAUCUAUUAUCCAUUGGAAGCGCUCAUCAAAGCCGGCUUUCAAGGCAUGUCUUCACCACAUAUUGUCUCAUAUCAUGUGAUUUAUGUCUUAACGUAUUACCUGAUGAACAAAGCGCUCAACGAAUUGAAACUCGAUAUCCGAAUCGAUUUGGUGUCCAUUCCUUACAAUCGCGACUUCGGAACCGCUGAUAGUCUUCGGCUCAUCAAAGAUAAGAUCAAAAACGACGUCCUUGUGUUGAGUUGUGACACAAUCACUGACUUUCCCCUUAAGAGACUCAUCGACUUCUAUCGGAUCCAUAAUCCGACUCUUUUGGCACUGAUUUCGUCGAUUCCGUAUAACAACGAAAACUCAAUUCCCGGCCGAAAAGGUCGCGAAAAGAUUGAGAAAGAUUUGAUUGGAAUCGACGCCCAAAAUGGCGAUCGACUCGUCUUCAUGAGCUCUGAAGCAGAUUUUGACGAAAGUGUUUCGUUCAGCGUUUCGAUGCUUAAGAAAUGUCCGCAAAUGACUAUCAAAAGCAAUUUACUGGACGCUCACAUAUAUCUUCUCAAGAAGUGGACACUUCGCUACUUAGAGGAGAAUACUCAGAUAUCUUCACUUAAGGGCGAGUUUUUGCCAUCACUUGUGAGGAAACAAUUUCGAAGAGAAGUGAAAACAACGUUAAACAAGACGAACACCAAUCCGUCGUCUAUCAUAUCGAUGUCAGCCCUUCCGCACCGACAGAUAUUUGACUUCAUUGAGACCAAUGAUAUAGAGUUAGGCCUCCGACGACUGGAGCCCAAUAUGGCCAGCGAUGACCUCAACGCGGAGUCACUGAUACACCAAAUGCCUAAUAGUUAUCCCGAAAGCAAAAUCACAUGUUUUGCCUAUCGAUUAGAUGAGGGCUAUUGUGUUCGGGCGAACACAGUGUCCGGUUAUUGUGAGGCCAAUCGCAUACAAUUGAGACAAAUGAACGCUUCCGACCGCAAGACAGUUAAACACCAAAACUCUAUCAAAUCACAGGUCGACGCCAUCACCGGUAACGUGAAGGCGAUCGGCGAGAAGUGUUUAAUCAAA